Halichondria panicea is the source of this 1574-nucleotide messenger RNA. RefSeq lists its product as uncharacterized. Gene Ontology annotation, molecular function: ribosomal small subunit binding; GTP binding; rRNA binding. NCBI's taxonomy places the organism in Eukaryota, Metazoa, Porifera, Demospongiae, Suberitida, Halichondriidae. The record is from RefSeq and is a predicted model, not a curated record. The transcript is spliced from 13 exons. Gene Ontology annotation, biological process: ribosomal small subunit assembly. Bases 165 to 1478 code for a protein of 437 amino acids.
AGCUAGCUGUACCCUAGCCCUAGCUUUGACCUUUGAUCAGGAGGCGGUACUACUAAGCGCAAGCUAAGGUAUACAACUUAACUAUUAUAGCUAGCUUACAGGAUCAGGUGGUUGCAGGAUCACCAGUUUUCACAUCUCAGACUGUUCCUUACAUCUGUCCAUCAAUGUCCAAAAUUAAGAAGAAACAGCGAAGUGCAGCCAAUACAACUGAGUCAGCAACUCUCUCUGUGAACGAGAAGAUUCUUCAUGAGUCUUUCCAGCUGUAUACAGACGAGGAAAAAGGGUUGAUAGUUUUGGGUGAGAAAGUUGGAUUGACUCUUUUGGCACCGAGGAAGAAAAUCACAGUGCUGCUCAUUGGGAACCACUCCGCUGGGAAGAGCUCAUUCAUCAACUGGUACAUCGAAGAGCAUGUUCAAAGGACAUCAGUCGCCAUAGAAACUCAAGGUUUUACGCUAAUCACAAGUGGAAAGAAGAGAGAGUCCUUGACAGGAAUGACCACACUGCAUGUGUUUCCUCACAUUAGAGACUUGGAGCAUAUUGAAGGUGUGGUGGAUUAUCUGGACACCCAAGUGUCUACCUCCAAGCAGAAGAAGUUUAACCUGGUGACGUUUAUAGACUCACCUGGACUUGUGGAUGGUGAUAUGAACUAUCCCUUUGAUGUAAAUGAGGCCAUUAUCAUGCUGGGAAACACGGUUGACUUGAUCUUCGUGCUUUUCGAUCCGUUAGGACAAGCACUCUGUAAGAGGACACUCAAUAUCCUUGAGGAGCUAAGUAAGCAGAAUUCCGGAAAGUUGAAGCUGUUCCUUAGCAAGGCCGACACUGCCGGGCUAGAGAAAGACAGGCAGCGAGUUUUGAUUCAAAUCACGCAAGAGAUCUGCAAACGACCGGGACUGAAUAAGGCUGGGUUUGACAUGCCAGCCAUUUUUGUUCCCACUCUGGCUGAAAAGAGUUCUAAAUGCGAGAACCAGAUUGAAGAGUUGUGCUUGGAGAUAGAAAAUACCAUCAAUAGGAGCAUACAGAAUACCCUCAAUACACUGGAGAGAGACGCUCAGCUCAUUGUUAACAAGAUAAAUGAAAAGCAGCAACAUGACAGUGCUCAGAACCGAGCCAACUUAUCAUCCAAAUGCCGUGGCGUGGUGCUCUAUCUGUUAGCGAUAUUCCUCUUCCUCUCAUUCUGUAUCCCAUUCGCUCACAAGGUUUCAGUUGGAUCUCUGCAAUUGGAUGCCUAUCUCGAUGUUUUUUUUCUGCUAUGGAAUGCCAGUUCCGACAGCUACCAUACUGCUAUCACCCUUGGUUACCUGUUAUUUUCCCUGCUGUUGUUCUUCAUUGGAGGCAGAUGGUUUCGAACUGCCCUUACAUUGAGCCGUUCUCAGAAAAAAGAGCUUGAAGCGCAAGUGGAAUAUGUCAACGAUAUCGUCAAGGGAAGAAAGGCCCAGAUGUACAAAGACUAUCUACAGCAGAGUGUAGAGCUGACAUGACCUUUAUAUGUGUAGGUACGUAUGAUUUAUUUUUCUUGAUCCCACAUUAUACAUGUAUGAAGCAAAGUAAAAGUAAUUUCAUCUUUCAUCCUUGAA